AUGGAUAAAUCGAGUGGUUUAGAGUUUCUCCCAGCAGAAGCGUACCUACGUGGCGUUGAACCACUUAUGCAAAACUUUCAUAGUGAGACUCGGCGGUUUGAUGAUACCAUAGUUGCUGCUAUUCGUCGACAGGAGCUCUCUCAUAAGCUUCACAGUGAGAUUCGUAGGGUUGAUGCUACUAUACUAGCUGCUAUUCGUCAACAGCGUUACUCUGGAAGUAAAGCUAAAGAUGAUCUUGCUGGUGCGACACGUUCUGCGGAGGAACUCUCUCAUACUGUUCAAGAGAUAAAAUCCAAAGCUGAUAAAGUUAAAGCAAUGGUCCAAGAAACAUGCUGUGACAUUAACAAGUUAGAUUUUGCUAUAAAGAACAUAACCAUGGUGAUCACUCCGCUUCAGCGUCUCACAGUGGUAGUCUCUGCGGUUGCACAGCUUCAGGUGAUGGCAUCAGAAAGGCAAUACAAGAAGGCAGCUUCACUGCUCGAGGCUGUGAACCAAUUAUGUAAUCAUAUUGAAGCAAAUAUGGACCUUCCUAACAUCAAGGAGGUCAGAGAAAAGAUCAAGAACAUAAAGCAAUUUCUCAAGUCUCAAGUAUUUUAUGAUUUUUCCAGUCUAGGUACUGUGGCAAAGGCAGAGGAAACAAAUUUGCUUGAGAUGUUAUCUGAUUCUUGUUUGGUUGUUGAUGCUCUGGACCCAUCUGUGAGGGAAGAGUUGGAACUGGAAAGGACGCUAAAGUUUGAAAAGGAACUUGAGAAUAAACUUGGUAAAGGGGAACAUAAUCGCCAUAAUGUAUCGGAAAUUCGAAUGGAGCAUGUAGAGAAGUCUGCUUCUAAUCAAGAAUCUAAGGAAAAUAUUAACUUCCGUGGAAUUAUUUCUUCUUGCUUCGAGCCUUAUUUAACCCCUUAUAUUGAGGGGGAAGAGAAUGAACUUAUGCGUUGCCUGGAGAAUUUUGUUCAGGUCUUUCAACGAGUGCUAAAAGCCUAUGCUGCUAAGCUAAUUUUUAAGCUCUCAAAAGAAGGAACUCGUAAACAGAUCAUAAAGGUCUCAGAGAUAGAUGAAAAGGUGAUAUGUUACAUAGUUAGGUCUGCUGAGUUUUGCCACAAAACAUCUGGUGACCUGGCAGAAGAAGUCUCAACAAUUAUUGACCCCCAUUAUGCUGAGAGUGUAGACAUGUCUGAGGUCCAGGAUGAUUUUUCCUCCGUCAUAACGAAAGGAUUGUUGACACUAGUCCGUAGAAUGGAAACUAAAUUUGACACAGAGAUGGCAGCGACAAAACUUGUUCCCUGGGGCACACCUGAGAGUGUGGGUGACCAUUCUAACUAUGUGAAUGGAAUAAAUACAAUUCUUAACAAGAGCAUUCCUGUUGUCGGCGAAAUUCUGUCACCAGUCUACUUUCAAUUCUUCAUGGAAAAGUUGGCAUCAUCCCUUGGACUACGGUUCUAUGCUAAUAUAUUCAGAUGCAGGCAGAUAUCAGAAACUAGUGCUCAGCAGAUGUUGCUUGAUACGCAAGCCAUGGAGAUGAUUCUUCUAAACGUUCCAUUUCUUGACAAACAGAGUGCAAGUGGUGCUAGCUAUUCCGAAUUCGUGAAACAUCAAAUGAACAGAGCUGUUGCGGUCCUAAAGGUCCUACUCUCCCCAAUCGAUUCAGUGGCAGACACUUAUAGUAAACUGUUUCCAAAUGGAACAGCCAUGGAUCUUGAAGGCAUCUUGGAACUCAAGGGUCUUAAGAAAGCUGAUGAGCAGAGUAUAGCUGAUGAUGGCCCAAAAACCACACAGCCUUCGGUUGCAGCCAUUGAGUUCAUAGCAAACAGGGAGGAUGUGUUAGCCAGAGCUGCAACCAGUGGCUAUAUAAAGUUCAUUGACCGUCCCUUGAGAAAACUCUUUAAAGCAUGA
Microthlaspi erraticum is the source of this 1890-nucleotide messenger RNA. The record is from the annotation of a GenBank genome assembly. Lineage: Eukaryota; Viridiplantae; Streptophyta; Magnoliopsida; Brassicales; Brassicaceae.